AUGGCUCAUACAGCUGGGUGUUAUUGCAUUGCGAUUGACCCAUUUGGAAGGUAUGCUACAAAGAUGUAUUAUCUUUUCAUUGAUCCCAUCACGAAAAAGGAACACGAUGACAGGUAUUUUGCUGUUGGAAGUGCCGAUUCCUUGGUCAGCCUGUGGGAUAUCUCAGAGAUGGUUCUUGUGUAUACUUUAAUCAUCAGCAUCCCUAUUCCUGGAAUGAUCUCUGUUUGUACCUUUCUCAGAUUGCCUGUGAGGACAAUAAGCUUCAACAACACUGGAGAGUAUCUUGCUUCUGCCAGCGAGGACUUAUUUAUUGAAAUAGUAAGUAGUACCUUAUGUGGCUCACUACACUUGGAAUUUACAUCCUCAAGAAGUAUAUUCUCCCUUGUGGGAGGAUGUCUGGUUACAAAGGCUGCAGCCUGUCAUCAUACCUGA
Prunus armeniaca (apricot) is the source of this 432-nucleotide messenger RNA. The record is from the annotation of a GenBank genome assembly. NCBI's taxonomy places the organism in Eukaryota, Viridiplantae, Streptophyta, Magnoliopsida, Rosales, Rosaceae.